This is a messenger RNA of Soboliphyme baturini, 621 nucleotides long. NCBI's taxonomy places the organism in Eukaryota, Metazoa, Nematoda, Enoplea, Dioctophymatida, Soboliphymatidae. The record is from the annotation of a GenBank genome assembly.
UACAAGCUGGUGGUAGACGUUGGCGAAAAGAACAGUUUCAUCGAGGCAGAAGAAUUUUUCAACAUUGGGAAAAGGAUGGAGCAACUGGGGCUCGGAGGCAAGUCGUACAAGAUGGCUUUGUUGGGUCUGAUGCACACGCGCAUCGGCUAUGCUGACGAGGCGUCGCCGUUGAUCAACAACGUCUACUGGGCGUGCGCCCUCGGUCACUCUCUGGGUACUAUGGAGCUGGCAAACGUCAUCAGUCUGAUCGUGAAGAACGUUCAGUGCGCCACAGUGCUGUCGGACAUCCUUCGGCGAUGCGCCUUCUCGUCCAGCCAUGCGCUGGUGCCUUCGAAGACCAACGUCGACGCCAAAAUGCUACUGCUCAACCAUACGUCCCUGAAGCAACUGCUGGAUGCGGCCGUCAGCGCAUACGUGGAGACCGUUCAUUCGCGGUUGACUCACAUCAGCCCAAGACACUACAACGACUUUCUGGAUUUUCUCUCGAAGGCGAGGGAGACGUUCAUUUUGUCCGACGACGGACACAUGCGCUUCUCAAACCUGUUGGACAACAUGAAAGUGAUGUACAAAGGCAAGAAGAAGCUUAUUAACUUGAUUACUGACCGCUUCGGCGUCGUGUGA